Coregonus sp. 'balchen' is the source of this 1533-nucleotide messenger RNA. NCBI's taxonomy places the organism in Eukaryota, Metazoa, Chordata, Actinopteri, Salmoniformes, Salmonidae. The record is from the annotation of a GenBank genome assembly.
AUGGAUGACAGCAGCACCUACAUAGAGUUUGACGUGCCAGAGUUCAGCAACACCGUCCUCAACCAGCUCAACGAGUUGCGACUCCAAGGGAAGCUAUGUGACAUUAUCGUUCACAUCCAGGGCCAGCCGUUCCGGGCCCACAAGGCUGUGCUGGCGGCCAGCUCGCCGUACUUCCGCGACCACUCGGCCCUGGGAACCAUGAGCGGCCUGUCCAUCUCCGUCAUCAAGAACCCUGAGGUGUUUGAGCAGCUGCUGGCCUUCUGCUACACUGGCCGAAUGUCCCUGCAGCUCAAGGAUGUCAUCAGCUUCCUCACAGCAGCCAGCUUCCUGCAGAUGCAGGCCGUCAUCGACAAGUGCACCCAGAUCCUGGAGGGAAUCCACUCCAAGAUCAGCAUCCCCUCCAGCGCCACCAGCCCAGACAAGGAGGGCUCCCAGGCCAGCCGUAACGGUGUCAAAGACAGCAGCCUCUUCAUCAACCCCACACAGAUCUCCCCCCCGUACUACUCCAGACACAGCAUAGAGGCCCGCUCUGAGCUGGCAGCAGGGAAAGGCCAUGGCAGGGCGCGGCACCAGGAGGAGGGCCAGUCAGACCGCGGCAGCAGUGACGGUGUGUCCGAGCAGGAGGCAGCCAUGGAGGGAGAGACGGAACAGGUGGAGCUGAUUGGGAAGGAUGGCCUGGUGACAGACGUGCAUGUGAAGCUGGAAAAGACGGACCGACCCAGCUACUCCGACAGCUCCUCGGCAGGCGACGAUGGCUACUACACAGAGCUGGUGGAUGGAGAGCAGGUGCUGGCUGUCAGUGUGGGCUCCUAUGGUCCUGUCAUCCAGCCGACCGGCUACACUUACUCAGGCCUGUCGUCUCCCUGCUUCGUCAGCCUCAGUAGCUCCAGCUCCUCCCGCUCCAUGCUCAGUGGCUUCAGGGGCGGCCGGGCCAGAGCCAAGCGCCCCCCUGUAGCCGUCCCAGCAGAGGUCCAGUGUCAGAUCAAACCAGGAAACACAGAGGACCGCAGCGAAGCAGUGUUGGGCCAAGCAGGCUUUGAGAAUGACGUCCAGGAACUGAGCCUGCGCAGCCAGUGGUACCCCUACAACGAGAGGCUCCUCUGCAUCUACUGCGGCAAGUCCUUCAAUCAGAAGGGCAGCCUGGACCGCCACAUGCGCCUGCACAUGGGAAUCACACCCUUCGUCUGCAAGUUUUGCGGCAAGAAGUACACGCGCAAGGACCAGCUGGAGUACCACAUCCGUGGCCACACGGACAACAAGCCCUUCAACUGCCAGAUCUGUGGCAAGUGCUUCCCUUUCCAGGGCACCCUCAACCAGCACCUGAGGAAGAAGCACUUGGGGGCCACAGAGGGCACCAACCACAUGGACUCUCCAGAGAGGACGGAGGGGAGCUCUGGUCAGAAAGACCCAGAGGAUGCCUCUGAGGGGAUGGCCUUUGAGACGCAGUAUGCUGAGGAGGCUCCGGCCACCGACAUGGAAGAAAGCUCAAAGUGCAGCCCCGAGGAAGCCCAGGUGUCCAGAUGUGAUUAUUAG